UUAGACAGGAAGUUGUUAUUAGCGAUGUCCCUUCCAUAAGCAAGAUGUCGGUGUCAAUGCUUCCCAUGUGUGUUCGCACAGGCUUGGGCCUGAGCCGGGUCCGUAACCGUGGCAUCUUGCUUCAGUCCUUCAUCCGAGCCUUCUCUGCAGAGAAGGGUAACAAUGCUACCGGGGGAUUGGCACAAGCUAUUCUUCAAGACAGAUUGCAGCAACAGAGGAAUCAGGAAAACUCAGCCAGCCCAGAGACCACAUGGUCAUCUGGAGAUUCUGGUCAGAAGAAGCAAGAGGAGAAAAAACAAAAAGAGAACUCUGCUUAUGCUAAGAAAAUUAUCCUAAGGCUUGCAGGUCUCUUUGGUAUUGGAAGUACUAUUACUGUGGUGUAUAUAUUUGGAAGCAGUUCCACUGAUGAGCAAGGAAACCGGAUUCCUGACGAGUUUGAUAAUGACCCACCAGUGUUUCAACAGAUAAGAAGGACUUGCAAAUAUUUUAAAGAUUACAGACAGAUGAUUAUUGAACCCACUAGUCCCAAACUGCUCCCAGACCCAUUGAAGGAGCCAUACUAUCAGCCACCGUACACACUUGUCCUAGAGCUGACUGAUGUUCUACUUCAUCCAGAGUGGUCGUUGGUAACUGGAUGGCGAUUUAAAAAGAGACCUGGAAUUGAGUAUUUAUUCCAACAGCUUGCACCACUUUAUGAGAUUGUAAUUUUUACAGCAGAAACUGGAAUGACUGCAUUUCCUCUGAUUGACAGUAUUGACCCACAUGGCUUUGUGAUGUACAGGCUUUUUCGAGAUGCCACACGUUAUGUAGAAGGUCAUCAUGUAAAGGAUGUGUCCUGUUUGAACAGAGAUGCUUCGAAGGUUAUUGUGAUUGAUUGUAAGAAGGAAGCAUUCAGCCUACAACCCUUCAAUGGUCUAGCUCUUCAGAAAUGGGAUGGUAGUUCAGAAGACCGCACUCUCUAUGAUCUUGCAGCAUUUCUUAAAACAAUUGCCAUUAGUGGUGUAGAAGAUGUAAGAAUGGUGUUGGAGAAUUAUGCAUUGGAAAAGGAUCCAAUAGAAGCAUUCAAAAAGAGACAGGCACAGCUUGCUCAGGAAGAAGAGCACAGAAUUUCUGAAAUUUCUCGACAUAAACAACAAGGCUUGUCACUAAGUACUAUUACGGGACGUUUCUGGCCUAGAUCAAAACAACAGUGACACAUUUUCAAUCUCCAUUUUCAUGGACAGUUUACAAAUGGAAUGGCUGUUGUGGGCAACUUCCUUGAACAAAUAAUUUAGUAUCCAUUCUGGAAAUUAUCAUCCUUGUCACAUUUGUUACUUUUUAAGUAAAAAAAAAA
Messenger RNA from Polypterus senegalus (gray bichir), 1333 nucleotides. It is a transcript of the gene timm50, whose product is annotated as translocase of inner mitochondrial membrane 50 homolog (S. cerevisiae). Gene Ontology annotation, molecular function: phosphoprotein phosphatase activity. The record is from RefSeq and is a predicted model, not a curated record. Lineage: Eukaryota; Metazoa; Chordata; Cladistia; Polypteriformes; Polypteridae. The transcript is spliced from 11 exons. Bases 45 to 1193 code for a protein of 382 amino acids.